Telopea speciosissima is the source of this 557-nucleotide messenger RNA. RefSeq lists its product as uncharacterized. The coding region runs from base 1 to 369 and encodes 122 amino acids. Lineage: Eukaryota; Viridiplantae; Streptophyta; Magnoliopsida; Proteales; Proteaceae. The record is from RefSeq and is a predicted model, not a curated record. The transcript is spliced from 3 exons.
AUGUCAAAAUUCUACAAAAUUAUGCAGGCCACUGCAGAACAACAUGCUUCAGAUGCAUGUAACAAGGCAAGUGAAGCUUUAAAACAUGAAACCCAAAGUGUCACGCAUGCCGGCGAAGACAUGAUGGGCAAGGCUGCAAGUACAGCAGAUAAGAUGGGGCAGCAAGCCAAAGGAAUGGCUAGAAAUGCAACUGAUUCAGCACAGGACUUAGGCAACAAAGCAACCCAAAAGGCCAAGGAUGCAUGGGAAAGUGCAACAAAUACUACUGAAAGUGUCAAGGAUACAAUGGUUGGCAAGGGUCAAGAUGCUAAGGAAUCCAUAAAAGAAAGUGCUGAGACAGUCAAGAAUGCUAUGAACACCAAGAAUUGAUCUUCUCAACAGCAGGAGUUAAUGCUUAAUCUCUUUAAGUAACUAUUUUGUUCUCUCCCCCUUCCUUUUGAAGGGGAUGUUAAAAAUGGAAUAGAAGGUACCCUUUCCAUGUAGGAUUUAUAGAUGGAAAAUGCAAGACUAUUAAUUUCUUGUGGUAAUAAACUCCAUCUAUUACAUUUUUGUUUUGU